AUGUUUGAUGUCUCACUGUUUGAUGAAGAUGACGACAGCAAUAGCUGGGUGCUGGUUGCAAUUAAAUGCUACUUUUAUGAAACUAACAGACCUCAUUUUCUCAUGCCCAUAAAUUUCAAUGGGUCUACUGCUCUGCAUAUGGCUACCAUAGCGUAUAAGCCAGGAAGUCUGGAUCCAAACUUUUAUUCUCUUAUUGAAGCAUUUGGCAAAAGCCGGUGCAUCUGCUGCUGGGUUCUGUUAUGGUCUCCAAAAGGAAAGCUUUGGCAAGUUUCUGAAAGGUUUGAAAUGUCAAUGCCUUGGAGACUUAAGGUUUGA
Molecule: messenger RNA, 315 nt
Organism: Podarcis lilfordi (Lilford's wall lizard)
Lineage: Eukaryota; Metazoa; Chordata; Lepidosauria; Squamata; Lacertidae
Source: the annotation of a GenBank genome assembly